Molecule: messenger RNA, 1973 nt
Organism: Prosopis cineraria
Lineage: Eukaryota; Viridiplantae; Streptophyta; Magnoliopsida; Fabales; Fabaceae
Product: rhamnogalacturonan I rhamnosyltransferase 1-like
Exons: 8
Coding region: 140-1711 (523 amino acids)
Cellular component (GO): cytoplasm
Source: RefSeq, a predicted model, not a curated record
CUUUUGAACUUUCAAAACCUCAAAACUUUCUCUUGGUUCCAUUUUCUUUUCUCAAUAACCAGACAAGUUUUCUCCUGUUUUUGCUAGUUCUGUAAAUAUUGCAAGAAGAACAAGGUUAAUAUAUUGGAUAUAAGUAAGCAUGGAAGAGAGAAAGAUUGGCUUUGAGGAUUCAGGAGCAAAGGAGAAGGGAUGUGAUCAAAACAAGAUGAAUCACUUAGGAAUGAUUGUCAAAGCUGAAAUACGGAAGAAACUGAGCAUUUUUGGAGAGUUUAAGCCUGAGAAAUUAAUAGGGCUUUAUCAUGGAGAGAUGAUGAAGGGUGAUGAUCUGAAUGCGUUGGUGAUCACUAAGUCCAAUUCAUCUCAGUUCAAGGUAUGGGCGCUUAGAGUCUCAUAUCUUUUGCUGCUUUGGACCAUUAUGGCAGUUUACUGUAAAGGCAUUGGAGAUGAGUUCAAACCCACCUUCUUCAACACUGAUCACUCUGCAAUUUCACAUUCUUUCCCCCCUCAAAGGAUUUAUGAGAAUAAUGGGUAUCUAAUGGUUUCUUCUAAUGGAGGACUCAAUCAAAUGAGAGCUGGAAUCUGUGACAUGGUUGCCAUAGCCAGAUAUUUGAAUGUGACCUUUAUAGUUCCUGAACUGGAUAAUACGUCCUUCUGGAAUGACCACAGCCAAUUCCAAGAUAUAUUUGAUGUGGAUUAUUUCAUAAAUUCACUGAGAGACGAAGUUCAGAUACUGAAAGAGCUGCCUCCCCAAAUGAAGCAAAAGAUUGAAACAGAAUCCCUCUAUUCAAUGCCACCCAUUAGUUGGUCUAACAUAACUUAUUACUCUCAAGUGAUUCUUCCUCGCAUUAAGACAUAUGGAGUGGUGCACUUCACAAAAACAGACGCAAGGCUAGCAAACAAUGGGAUUCCUGAUGAAGUGCAGAGACUAAGGUGCAGAGUGAACUACCAAGCUCUGAGAUUUACUCCUCCAAUUGAGCAAUUAGCUAAGAAGAUUGUUAGAAUUCUUAAGGAAAGAGGACCUUUCUUGUCUCUUCAUCUCAGAUAUGAAAUGGAUAUGAUUGCUUUCUCUGGUUGCAAUGAAGGCUGCAACCAGCAAGAGAUUGAUGAGUUGACACGAAUGAGGUAUGCUUUUCCAUGGUGGAAAGAGAAAGAGAUAAACUCAGAGAAGAAAAGGAGAGAUGGGCUGUGCCCUUUAACACCAGAAGAAACCACUCUAACUCUUCAAGCAUUUGGCAUUGAUCCAAACAUUCAAGUUUACAUUGCAGCUGGGGAUAUAUACAAAUCUGAAAGAAGAAUGGAAACCCUCAAAAACGCUUUUCCAAAUUUGGUUAAAAAGGAGACAAUAUUGGAUGCAUCAGAACUUGAACCUUUCCAAAAUCACUCAAACCAGAUGGCAGCAUUGGAUUACUAUGUCACCAUAGAAAGUGACAUUUUUGUUCCCUCUUUCAAUGGCCACAUGGCAGAACUUGUUGAAGGCCACAGAAGGUACUUGGGAUUCCGGAAAACAAUAAUUUUGGACAGAAAAGUUCUGGUAGAGCUGAUAGACCUGUACAAAAAUGGGACAUUGAAGUGGGAACAAUUCUCAAGUUUGGUGAAGGCAACUCAUGCAGAUCAUGUAGGGAAGCCUACUACAAGAAAACUGGUUCCUGGGAAACCCAAGCUUGAGGACUACUUCUAUACUAAUCCACAGGAGUGUUUGCCACCACUUUAAGCUCAAGAUUUUAGAUUUUUGUGUUUCAUUCAGUGUCCUUUUGUGGCGGAGAGAGGAACAAGCUGAUUCAAAGAUGCAUUGCAUGCAAGAGAUUUUUUAUCUGUAAUUUUCAUUUAGAUUAGUCUUUUUCUGUGAAUGUAAUAUAUGUUAUAACUUUGCAAAGGCCAACUUGAAAUUGUCCAUGCAAUGAAAUUAAUCAUUUUUGGGUAUAGAAAUGUAUUGCUUCUCCUGUCAAUGCUAAAAAAAUGAACUUUUUUUGUUU